This is a messenger RNA of Centropristis striata (black sea bass), 2945 nucleotides long. RefSeq names its product protein FAM110A. The transcript is spliced from 5 exons. Bases 802 to 2214 code for a protein of 470 amino acids. The record is from RefSeq and is a predicted model, not a curated record. NCBI's taxonomy places the organism in Eukaryota, Metazoa, Chordata, Actinopteri, Perciformes, Serranidae.
AACUUUGAAUUGAAAAUCUAUUAAUUAUUUCUAAGCUUUUACUCUUCCAUAAACGUACCUACACUGCCAGCUAUUUGUUACAGUGUGGUUGGAGUUCUUCAUGGUAUCUGCCGCGCGAACAUUGAAAGUUUCUGUGAAAGUGGACAGUCAUUCUACCGUUGAUAAAACAUAUUUAAACUUUUACUUGUAUCCACAAAUACCUUGUAUCCACAAACGUAAAUAAAUACAACGUCUUCCAAAAAGAGCUGAAGGUACAAGUCCACAGGUCUUUUGCUGCGCACAGAAGAAGUAAAGCUGAAACAAGGGGGCGGAGUCUUCCUCAGCAGUGGGAGGAGAAGGAGCAUAUGAGCCUAAAGAGCAGAAAGACUCUCAGGACUGUGGGGCUCUCCAGCUGAGUUGCGGGACAGCUUUUUGUGUCAGAUCACAGCUGGACGGGUGGACGGGCUUGACAGACGAGUUGGACAGAGACCGUGAAAGGGAUCUUAAAGGCCGUUGUGUUGCCGGUAUCACUGCCAGCUGAUCUACCAGACCUGCGUUUGGGAUAAAGAGCCUUCAUCGGCUGCACUGUGGCUGACCGCUGACCCCGAUCUGCAGCCAAACCCCCUUCUGGGUCAGCACUGAGCUAAUAGAGGUGGUCUGGCCGGGCCUGAUGUGGAAUUUGACCCCGACUGACCCUGUCCCACAAGUAGCCUUUCACUGAGCCUGGACCCAGUGGAGAGGAAGGAUAAAGAGCAAGAGGGGCGACGAAGAAGAAAAGGAGGCGAGAAGUGAGAGCAGCGGCACAGCGACUGCUCCUCCAGCAUGCCGGUGGAGACCCUGCGGCCGUCUGACGGCCGUCUGGCUGGGGUUCCCUUUACCUCCGCCAUGCCCUUCAGGAUACUUAACAAGGGCCCGGACUACUUCCGUCGCCAGGCCGAGCCCGGGACCCGUAAACUGAGUGCUGUGGAGCGCCUGGAGGCCGACAAGGCCAAGUACGUGAAGAGCCAGCAGGUGGCCCUCACACGCCAGGCCCCCAUCAAACCACCAAUCAUCCGCAAGCCCCUCAUCCCUCCGGGGAUGAUGCUCCAGUGUCAGAUCAGCACUCCUCCUGCCCGCAAAGUCCCCCGCUGCCCGGCCGACGUGGAGAACGGAGGAGGGAGAGAUGGACCAGGAGGAAGACGAGGACCUGCUCUGAACUUGGAUAUUCUGAAUAAUCUAAUAAAUGAUGUAUGUGAUGGACCAAUGCCCUGCUCGCAGUCCUCUUCCUCCACCUCCCCCUCCUCUUCAUCUCCUUCGUCAGGCGCUAAGAGCAUCAGCAGCAGCCUGUCAGCAGAACAAGAGAGGAGCAACCGGCUCCUCAACAACCUCAAACCGAUGAAUCACGGCACCAUUAACUCCUCAUCCACCUCCUCCUGCACCUCCUCUCCACUCAACAAUAACCUCCGGAUCCCUGCAGCAGAACCCGCCCGCCGUCCGCCCCCUAUUCCAGCACGUGUGCCCCGUAUUGGGGUUCCGGCCCCCUAUAGCUCCCCUAACUCUGUGACGGUGCGCAGGGUGGACGUUCGGCCCCAGGCUGAGAUACGGAAGCCUCAGAGGGCCCUGCUGCAGCCCCAACUAAGGCCCAGACAGACUGCCCAGGGCCAAGUGGCACACCCCCAGGUCCCACCUCCACCACCUCCUGCAUCCUCCCAGAACCACCCCCAGCUCAUCACCCCCUCAAAAACCCUCCCGUCCCCUCCAGUCUGCCUGCCCCCUAGUCCCAUGCUGGUCCGAGCCGGCAUGAUCCCGCCAGCCUCCCCCGCUUUCACCCGCAUCUCAAACGCCAGCUCCAAGGGCUCUGCCCGUAAGCACCCAUCCCUGCACCGCUCCAAGUCGGACCUGAGCGACCGCUACUCCCGCGCCACGGCCGACCUGGAGCGAUUCUUCAACUACUGCGGGCUGGACCCGGGGGAGGUGGAGAGCAUGGGCGGAGUGGAGCGCUUCACAAGAGCCAACUCGGACAUCGUGUCCGUUUCCAAGUUACGCAGCGUCAGCACGCCCAGCUCGGAGUGCGGAGACGAGGUCAUGCGGGAGAGGGAGGACGGGGGGGAGGAGGAUGACGAGGACGGGCCCGCCAGAGCCAACGAGCGGGUCCCCUACGGCAUCUCGGUCAUCGAGAGGAACGCUAGAGUCAUCAAGUGGCUGUACGGCAUCCGUCAGGCGCGGGACACUAAUAACGCCGUCUCGAACGUAUAGGCUAACGAGGACUCGGAAAGACUUGAAAAGACUUGAAAACAGGGAAGCAGAACUUUUUUGUAUGAAUACAUACGUCUGAAGAAGGGAAAGCCCGUCUUCUGCUGCCUUACGUCACAUUAAAGGAUAAUCCAGUAGUUGUUUUUUUCUUUUUCAGUCGCACUUGUUUUGGGACUUACAAAUCAGUGAUUGUUAUCUGGGCUGCAAGUCAGGACUGCUUCCCUGCAGGACUAAAUGGACGAUACAUUUCCCUUUUUCUUCACUUGAUCUUGUAUAACAAUAUUGGUAUACGAAAGCAAUAAUAGACUGGUAUAAAUGCUGAUGGUGAGGAUGAAGGCAGUAUGUUUGAGAUAGUGGUUCUUUAUGUAAAGGUACUCUAUAUGUGUGCGUGUGUGCAUGUGUGUGUGUGUGUGUGUGUGUGUGUGUGUGUGUGUGUACACCGGAGAGCUCCAGCAAAAAGCCACUGGAAUUUGGCUGCAAACUGCCCGAGCCUCUGAUGUUACACAGUGACUGUUGAGCGAGCCAGGAAGAGAACCACGUUGAUACUGUGAAACUUCACAAAAAAAGCUUCCAUAAACUCAUUUGUAUUUUCAGAAAAAAAGACGUUUGGUUUUUUUUUUUAUUUGGCUGUAAGACUGUUAUUCUACAAAUUUCUGUCAGCAUGCGAGUGAAACGUUUGUACACAUGUAUUUUCGGGUUUGUCAUGUCAACGAAGCACACACUUUACUCACACA